Molecule: messenger RNA, 1722 nt
Organism: Anolis carolinensis (green anole)
Lineage: Eukaryota; Metazoa; Chordata; Lepidosauria; Squamata; Anolidae
Gene: mall
Product: mal, T cell differentiation protein like
Exons: 4
Coding region: 131-610 (159 amino acids)
Biological process (GO): myelination
Cellular component (GO): membrane
Molecular function (GO): structural constituent of myelin sheath
Source: RefSeq, a predicted model, not a curated record
GGUUUCACCCUUGACGUCCACCUGGGUGUGUCAGUGGAUACUAUUUUAAGCUUUGGAACCAAUGGUAGUGUCACACAGAUAACCAAGAGUAGCAGACUGUAAGUGCCAGAACACUUGUGAUUGUAUAGAAAUGGAUACCAAAACCUCAGGACCAGCUUCUGUCUCUCCGGUACCUGACAAUAUUCCGUCUGGAUUAGCUGUUUUCAGAACAAUACCAUAUGCCUUCAUUUUACCAGAGCUGAUCUUUGGCUGCUGGGUUUGGAUUCUUGUAGCAGCUACCAACGUAUACUUCCCUUUGCUGCAAGGAUGGGUUAUGUAUGUGUCGGUCAGUUCUUUUGUCAUCUCCCUGCUGCUUCUACUGUCUUACCUGUUUGGCUUCCACAAAAACUAUGAUUCAUGGAAAAUUCUGGAUAGUCUUUAUCACGGAGCCACUGGCAUCUUCUACAUGAGUGCUGCAGUGUUGCAGGCGAAUGCAACAAUCCGUUCUGAGACAGAAGUGCCAAACGAAUAUAUACCCCGCUAUUAUCAGCUCAAUGUUGCGGCCACGUUCUUCGCAUUCAUCACUACGCUGCUGUAUAUUUUGCAUGCCUUCAGCCACUACUACCACUGAAAAAUGCCGGGGGGGAAAAAAACAUCAUGAGGCCAAAGUCAACCUCGAAGAAAGACACGACUUGGGAUUUGUGCUCCAAAACAGAUUGUUAACAUUUGUGUAAGAACAGAGCUCAGGCCUUUCAUCCUCAAGCGCAUUCUCGUGCUGGGUUUGGUUCAAACGUGCACUCUGUUCAUUUUAUGCCAUGCUCUGUAUGAAAACUCACCCAAAUCUUGAUUACACAAUAUUUCCAGUUGUGCAAUAUCACAUUGUUUUGGCCUUGUAAAGCCUGUGUAAAUAAUAUACUCAUUUAUUUAAGAAGUAGUUUUUCCAAACCUGUUCUCUUCAAGGGAAACAUUUCUGUGCCAAUUCCACUUCUGAGAAACCUUCAUAGGUCCUCUGUGUAAGCAUAGCAUGUUGCAGAACGUUCUGGGAUAUGUUUUAAAAUUGCUGUCAGGCAUUGUUGGAAAAGUUCUAUUUCCAUACACAUUAUGCAUGCCCUGAAAUGCAUCUUUUAUCAUGUCUCUCAAGGAAGCUUGUUUGGUUGUGGAUUGUAGUUUCCUCUGUAAGGUUUCAGAGUACAGUAUUCCUAACUUCCUUGGAAGAUAGCUUGAAAACCAUUCCCUCAAGCAGUUGGGUUAACAACAUGUUAUAAUGUCUAAAUGACUGAAUUCACAUGUUAUUUUUGAUGUAAUAUUGUUGCCCUAUAAUCAUUUUUGCAUCAGCUUUUCAUGGGAAUUGUACCUUGAGAAUGUAAGUGUUUGCAAAGGACAGCAAUGUGUAUUUACUUUAUGGGAGGAAUGGUUAAUUUCAACAUAAUCAGUAUACCACUUGCAACUAUAUGGGAGCACAUUAAUAAGAAAAGCUCAUCCUGUGAAACUGAAAAGGUCUUCCCGGUUCUUAUAUCAUCAGAUCUAAAAGUCGUGAAUGAGCUCACCCUUAUAUUUUCAUAAUACUGAUGUAUGUACAAUUUUUCUAUCUUUACUUAUUACAUAGCAAGUUUGUUUUAAUGGGGAAAUAUGAAGUAACUUAUUGGUGAACCUGUAUGUUUUUUAAUAUUAUUUUCUUCAUUUUAUAUUGCUGUUUUAGUUAUCUAUCCUUCUCCUGGACAAUAUGACUGACUUUCCUCUCUU